AUGGAGAACAGGACGGAGGUGAGCGAAUUCAUCCUCCUGGGCCUGACCAAUCUCCAGGGGUUGGAGCACUUUCUCUUCACACUCUUCCUGCUUCUCUAUGUGGCCAGCAUGGUGGGAAAUGGGGCCAUGGUAACCAUGGCACUGAUAGAGCCCCAGCUUCACACCCCCAUGUACUUUUUCCUAGGGAAUCUCUCCUGCCUGGAUAUCUGCUAUUCCACAGUCACUGUGCCCAAGAUGCUGGCCGGCUUCCUCUUGGGGCAGCAGACAAUCUCAUUUGCAGGCUGCAUGGCCCAGCUCCACUUCUUCCACUUCCUGGGUAGCAGUGAGGCUGUGCUGCUGGCUGUCAUGGCCUAUGACCGCUACGUAGCCAUCUGCAACGCACUGCGCUACAGGCUGGUUAUGAGCCCAUGGGCCUGCUUGCUCCUGGCAACAGCCAGCUGGGUCACCGGCUUCCUGCACGCCCUGAUGCACACAGUCAUGACCUCCCAGCUGCACUUCUGUGGCCCCAGAUGUGUUCCCCACUUCUUCUGUGACAUCAAGCCCCUGCUGAGCCUGGCCUGCGGCAGCACCUACCUCAAUCUGACCCUGCUCAACAUCGUCACUGGGGGCAUUGUAGUCAUCCCCUUUAUUCUCACGCUCCUCUCUUACCUCUACAUCAUCUCCUUCCUGCUCCUGAAGGUCCAGUCAUGGGAAAGCAGGAGAAAGGCCUUUUCCACAUGCGCCUCCCACCUAUCUGUGGUGUCUCUAUUCUAUGGGGCGGCCAUCUUGACCUAUGUGCCCCCUUCCUCCAGGGAAUCUCCUGAAUGGGACAUGAUGAUUGUUCUCCUUUACAGUGUGGUCACUCCUGUCCUGAACCCCGUGAUCUACACCCUGAGGAACAAGGAGGUGCAGUCUGCCAUGAGGAAAAACCUGCACAGAAAACUCUUCCCAGACAGGAUAUGA
This is a messenger RNA of Gopherus evgoodei (Goodes thornscrub tortoise), 942 nucleotides long. RefSeq names its product olfactory receptor 12D3-like. Gene Ontology annotation, cellular component: membrane. Gene Ontology annotation, molecular function: G protein-coupled receptor activity; olfactory receptor activity. Gene Ontology annotation, biological process: G protein-coupled receptor signaling pathway. The transcript has a single exon. Bases 1 to 942 code for a protein of 313 amino acids. The record is from RefSeq and is a predicted model, not a curated record. NCBI's taxonomy places the organism in Eukaryota, Metazoa, Chordata, Testudines, Testudinidae.